This is a messenger RNA of Chenopodium quinoa (quinoa), 4930 nucleotides long. RefSeq lists its product as uncharacterized. Bases 850 to 4545 code for a protein of 1231 amino acids. The record is from RefSeq and is a predicted model, not a curated record. Lineage: Eukaryota; Viridiplantae; Streptophyta; Magnoliopsida; Caryophyllales; Amaranthaceae. The transcript has 14 exons.
UCACAAUGUUUGGCACGAAGGACCCUCGACCACAAAGCUUGAGGUUCAGCAAUCAACCGCCAGCCUACCUUUGCUAAAAAGGCCUUUCCAAAUACUAUUUAUAAAAUACUUGUAUUAUCUUAAGAGAUUUUUUUUACCUUUUUUUUUAAGUUCUUAUAUGUCCGAAAAUCACUUUCUUUCUCUCUCUUAAAAAUUCUCCCUCCUUCUUCCUCCUUUUUGGUACCCACUGCAUUAAAGCGAGUGACACAACCAACAGAAUAAACAAAAAAGAAAAAAAAAAAAAAAGAAAGAAAAAAAAAAGGUGAUUGCAUAACAAAAAGUGAGAAAGGAAGAGCGAGCUCUGUACCAUUUCUUGCUGACUCCCUGAGUCAACUCGUCUUCCAACUCUCUCAACUCACUCACUUUCUUCUUUCAAACCCUCAAUUUGUUGCACCCCAUUUUUCUGCAAAUUCAUAGAUUAAUGAAGAACAAAAACCAGCUUAAUAAUUAUUACAUUUUAGAAUAUAAGCUCUUCACGGCUUGUGGCUGUAUCUUCUGCUGAUAAAGUUGACAUUAUGUGUCCUGCAUUGCUGAUAAUUAGUAAGGGAUUGUUGCACUUAAUAUAAACAGUGGGUGACAGAGCUAGACGAUUCUUGGGGAAGAUAUGUGAACCACAGAAACAUGGAAUGGAGCUAAGAGGAUUUUUUUUUCUGAAUUUAUACUAUAUUAGUUAAUCGCCGCCAUAAGGGAUGAUAGAAAAAGCAGUGGUCAGAAUUCAGACAGAAAAUACUACUGCUGAAAACGAUAUGCUGUCAUCAUAGCUUUUGACUUGGUUGGGGGUUGAAACAUUCAAUAAAAACUACGAUCAGCAUGUCAUAUCCUGGGUCACAACAUCAAUUUGGACUCAGUGACUUGCAACUUCUACAGCAGCAGCUUAUGCUUGCAAGGUUACAAGAACUUCAGAAGCAGCAGCAAUUUGGACAGUUGGGUGAUGGAAAGCCAUCAAGUUCUUCGAAUAUGCCUCUGUAUGCUAAACACACUGCAGGUGGUCAAAUCCCUAGUGGAGUAGCUUUUAAUGCAUCAAAUAUGGUUGCUUCCAGUAAUCUGAACUGGAUGCAUCACAAUGGGUCUUCAUCCAUGCAAGGAAUAAACAGAGGUUCUGCCUAUUCCCAUGGUGAAGGACUAAUGAUGAAUUCUGCUUUGCAACAGCCUGAUCAUUCUUAUUACGGAACACCUAUAUCCAGUGGGCGAGACAAUUUGGGACAUUACUCUUCUCUGCAAGGAGUACCUUAUAGCUCUGUCUAUACGCUGUCUGUUAAUUCAAAUGAGAAGCUCGUCUCACCAUCAUCAGCAUUUUCUAAUCUGUUCAUGGGUGAUAAGUCUUCUGCUUCUCCAGGUCAAGGUCAUUCCAUAGAUGAGUCUUUUAUGCUAAGGCAAGGGGUGCAGGAAAAAGGUUUAGCUGGUCAAGCGUCUGCUCAAAUGGUAAGUAGUGGAAUGUCUUUGAAAAAUUUCCCGCCGGUAAAGGUAAAUGCCUCACCGAAAGCAUACGACAGAGCAGAUGGACAACUUAAUGUUUCUAGAUUCUUGCAUGAACAAACCAAACAAACUAAUGAUUCUGAAGGUACGGCUACAUUGGAUCCUCUAGAAGAGAAGAUCUUGUUUGAUACAGAAGACAACGGUUGGGACACUUCUUUCAGCAAGCUUGCUUCCAUAGACUCUACUGACCUUAUGGAUGCUUCGAGUCAUAAAAACUAUAUGGAUUCAUAUUCUUCUAUUCAUAGUGGAAGCUGGAGUGCUCUUAUGCAGUCUGCUGUUGCCGAGGCUUCUAGCAGUGACACUGGUAUCCAAGAAGAGUUGAGUGGUUUAAGUUUCCAGAAUUCUGAUUCAUGCAUUAGAAAGCAACCUACAAAUCUCACGUCAAAUGAUCAGCAGCAUGGUAGAUGGAUAGAUAGUGAAUUGAAGAGCUCUUCAAAUAAUCCGAGAGCUCCCCUGUCAUCUGUUGAUUCAGUGCUUAUAAACGGGUCUGUUCCAGCCGAACACCCACUAAAUCAUUGGACUGUCAUGAUCGACAAGAAUUCUAGAGAUCUUUCUCAGGGGAGUAGGACUUCUGCUCUUUCAAUGUCAGGAAUGAUCAGGAAUGAUUUUGAUAGUCAUAGUUACGUGCCUGUCAACAAUGAUACUGAUCAGAAAGACUACAUAAACAUGGGACAUGACCACCAAUCAAGUAGUAACCCCAUGGCUGUUAAUGCGCUUUAUAAAAAAGCAGCUGAAAUAUAUGGAAAUCAGAACCACUACAGAAGAGAAAAUUCAAGUGACAGCUACAAUUCAAAAGUUUCUCAAGCUUAUGUAGCUCAAGCAGAUCAUACAUGCUUAAAUGCAGAAGACUCAGAAUCUUCUGCAAGGAGCAGCCACAAGUCACAAAACCAGGUCCUAUGCAUAUCCUCACCUGGAGCUAACAGUCAGCAAGAGUGUUUCAGCCACUUAAAGUCCAAUGAUGUUUUUCCCGCAGAUACUGAUGAAACAAUGAUGAGGGGGAAGCCAAAUAUGUCAGGUGAUGCAUUUUCAAGAGGCAGUCCAGCAUCUGACAUAUCUGCUUCAUUUGACUGUCAAAAUACAUCUGAGCCAAAACUUUCAGUUUCUCAUGGGGGCCAUGGGGCUGCCAAUCCAGAAAGAUUUUCCUUUCAAAGCUCUGUACCAGGAGAUUCAAGGCUUGCUAGUUUGGGAAAUGAUCAAAAAGGUCAAACUUGGUGGACACCGUCUUCUUUUGGGAAUUCUUUCUCUCCAUUGCAAGGAACUUCUCUUUCACAAGGUUGCAGUGGUCAUCUUCAUGUGGACAGCCAGCUUGAUGGAAAACACAUAUCUAAUGUGUCUGACACAUCUGAAUCUAUUCGAAGGAAAUUUCCUGGGAUGAAUCAACAAAUAUCCUCAUCUGGUUUUUCCACUACUCAAGAUGGUUAUCCACUAAAGAAUAUCAGUUCUUUUGGCCAUGAAUAUACCAUCGCAAGAGCUUUGCCAGUCACACAGUCGUCAGUUAUACAAGGUAUGUACUGUCCAGGUGAGAAGCCACUUGAUGUAUGGAGGGAUGUGCCAAGUCAGAAGAACAUGAUAGAUCUUUCAUCAUUGGCCGGUCUACCUUCCAGGAUGGGCAAAGACAGUCGUGAUGAGCAAAAUACAUCAAAUAUUCAGACUGUUGAUCUCCAUAAAGGUCAUGAAUCUUCAGACAAAUACCUCACCAUCUCCGCUGAUGCAUCGGCUUCUGCUGGGAGUUAUCAGCGGGGCUAUGUUAAUAGUAGGUUUGCUCAAUCCUCUGCGACAACCUUAAGAGCACUUUCCACCUAUGGCCAAUCCCAGCUAUUACAUAAUGCAGGGCUGCAAUCACUGCAUGAAAGGCAUGAACUGGCCAAAAAUACUGCUGGCAGUCGAUUUGAUUCAUGCUCAUCUGGCAACACCUUCAUCCCUUCUUUGUCACCAGGGCUAAGCAGCAGCAUGAUGGAGAUAUCUUCAGGAACUUCAGCUUUGCAACAUAUAAAUCCUGAUAAGGUGCCAAUCUUUGCCCAGGGUUACUCUAACGGUAACAUUAUCCUGUCUGAUAGAAUUAACCAUAUGCAGAUUGAAUACAUGAAAAAUAGGCAGAUAUUAUCUCUGUGUGAUUCUUCCGCUCAAACUGCCAAUAUGGCAUCUGAGAAUGUACAGUUAAGUGGUACUAUCACAGAUCUUAACGGAAUUCCAGCCAGCAGAAAAUUUGGUAUUCUGCCAAGUCUGGCUAACCAGAUGGUCACCUGUGAACAAUCACUGCCAUCAUCUGUGCGUCAUUUGGAUGCUACUAUAAACCUGGGUGUUAGUAGAAUAAAGAAGCGUAAAACUGCAAUGUAUGAAUGCCUUCCCUGGCACAAGGAGGUGAUGAAAACUUGUCAGGUGCUUCCAGACAUCAGUAAUGCUGAUCAAGAGUGGGCAGAGGUUACAAAUCGACUGAUGGAGAAGGAGUGUGUGGAUAAAGAUGAAAAAUAUGACGAAAUGCGACCUGCUUUACGUGCCAAGAGAAGACUUAUUUCAACUACAAAGCUCAUCCAGCUGGUUUUUCGACCCCCACCAUCAACUGUCCUUUCAGUAGAUGCUAGUGUGGAAUAUGAGAUAGUGACAUACUCUACUACCAAGUUAGCUUUAUCUGAUGCAUGCAGUUUGGCCAAUAGAACAUGGAUUGAUUGUAACACGUCUCAAGAAUUUGUUAACAUCAUUGCUGCCAGGAACAGAAAUGGUAGGAUGGCUGAUUGCCUUUCUGACAAAGCUACUGAACUAUUUAAGCGCACCAAAGAGUUGGAAACUCAUAUGGAGAGAUUGAUCAAGGGUAUCUCAGUUGUGGAUAUCCUGGUACAGUGCCAGGAGCUGGAGAAGUUUUGCCACACUAACCAUUAUGCAAGAUACCAUAGUCGUGUACCAGACCCAGUGGCAGCUAAUUCAGAAUCUUCCCCAAGUGUGGCAUCUAUCAAACCAUUCCUUCAGAGAUAUGUUAGUGCAGUUCACUUACCCCUGAAAUUACCAGAAGGGGUACAAUGUCUUCCACUUUGAUACAAGUUUUUACUCACUCAUUCGCCCUCGGUAUAUAAUUUCUAUCCUGUCAAGCCUUCUCAUAAUCAUGGUUGACAUUGUAAUGUCCUUGACUCCUUGCACUUAUAAAGAAAAUCUAGGAGACCAACUCAAGAAAAAUGCUUGGAUCCAUGAGUUACUUCAUAUAAACAAGGAAUGUGCUGCCCUUUUGGAGACCGGUCGUCAAUUUUUGACAGUAUAUAUGUCUUAUGUAUAUCUUUUUAAUUUGUAGAAACUAGGAAGAACUCAGAUGUAACCUCGUCUUUUGUCACAAGUACGGAUGUUAUAAACUCAGCUCUGUCUAGAUCUUCCAAAGGUAACUUAAAACUAUGUAAAGUUAUUUAUGUCAUCAGUAUCUUCAUAAUCA